AUGUCCAAAGGCACCGGGAAGAAGCACAAAGGUCGCUUCUCUGAGUCUAAACUACUCGGAUCACAACCAAAGGACGGCGACGCCAGCGGCAGUGACCAGGACGAAAGUGGCGACGAAGCUACCAAUGGCCCAGACUCAAACAUGUUCAUCAUGCUCCGCAAGUUUGUCGAGAAGCAGCUCGCAUCCGGAAAGAAUGCAAGUGCAAGGGAAACCAAGUUGGAAAGCGAAAUAAAGACCCUUUUUGGAGAUGCACGCGCCGCCUCGGCGGAAAGAAAGACAGCGUGUGCUGCAUAUCUUGAUAAUAUGCUUAUGAGCAUCGAAAGCACUCUACAGACUGAGCAAGAACCCGACUGUGAGGAAAUCCUCAAGUUGCUAGGUGCUCGCGCGAAAUAUGCAGCCAAGGUGACGUCGAAACUGGAAGCAUUGCCGCCUAUCAACGGCCAGCUGGAUAUGGCAACAAAGCAAGCCAACGACCACCUAAAAGAUCGUCAGGGACUUCGCGCUCGGUCGCGCAAGCGGCUCAUCAAGCACGCACAGAGGGACUAUGAGCGCGCCCUGGAGAUGCAGAAGACACCCGCUCUCCUGAAGCUUGCUACGGACGCAAACGCGUACAUCAAACACUAUAAGAGGCUCAUCGUUCUCUGA
Serendipita indica DSM 11827 is the source of this 645-nucleotide messenger RNA. NCBI's taxonomy places the organism in Eukaryota, Fungi, Basidiomycota, Agaricomycetes, Sebacinales, Serendipitaceae. The record is from the annotation of a GenBank genome assembly.